This is a messenger RNA of Volvox carteri f. nagariensis, 3510 nucleotides long. RefSeq lists its product as uncharacterized. Bases 1 to 3510 code for a protein of 1169 amino acids. NCBI's taxonomy places the organism in Eukaryota, Viridiplantae, Chlorophyta, Chlorophyceae, Chlamydomonadales, Volvocaceae. The record is from RefSeq and is a predicted model, not a curated record. Gene Ontology annotation, molecular function: protein serine/threonine kinase activity. Gene Ontology annotation, cellular component: cytoplasm. The transcript is spliced from 14 exons. Gene Ontology annotation, biological process: protein phosphorylation; intracellular signal transduction; regulation of MAPK cascade.
AUGGGAGCUCAUAAGCUGAUAGUCAUGUCGCCGCCGCCGUCGCCUCAGCAGCAGCAACAACAACAACAACAACAACAGCAGCAACAGCAACAACAACAGCAGUUCCAGGGUCCGUAUCCGGGCCUACAUCAGGGCGCCCAAAACGCAGGUGUGGAUGCACCAAGCCUGGGAGAUACUGGCCGGCAUGAUGCUUCAACACCCCACCAGUAUUCAAUCCAGCAGCAGCAACACCAACAACCACAGCAACAUCAGCAGCAGCAACACCACCACCAGCAGCAACACCACCAGCAACAGCAACAGACCGACCCCUAUCAUAACCAUGCCCAGCACUUCCAUCAGCAACAACAACACCAGCAGCAACUUCCUCAGCAACACAUGCUCAUCGUCCCACCGCCGCCGCCACCGCCGCCACGGCGCGCCGCCGCACCCAACGAAGCUUCCGGCGCGCCGCCGCCGCCACCACCACCACCGCCGCCGCCGCCACCGCCGCCGGCGACAGAACAGCAGCCCGCGCACCUGCCUGAGGAUCUGGAGCAACGAGCCUUCAACAACAUGACGCCCGAGCAGCAAGCCCUGUACAUGGAGCAAUGGCAGCAAUACUACGCCCACCAGCAGCAGCAAUACUACGGACAGGGGCAGCCGGGCCCUCACGACUACUAUUACCAGCAGCAACCGCAACCGGGUUAUGGACAGUACGGCUACCAGGACCCCAACCAGUACUACGGCGGACAACAGGCGGCGUACGGCCCUGCGGCUGUGUACCCGCAGGAUCCAUACGGCCAGCAGCAGCAGCAGGCGGCGGCGGCCUAUCAGGUGGUGGCGAUAUGGGCUAUUGACGACUGCGCUAAGUGGGACGUAGCAGCAGCAGAGGAGGGCUGGGCCGCUAGCGCAUACCCCCAGCCGGGUCAGCAGCAGCUGUACGGCGCUGCGGGGGCGGCAGGGUACCCCUCCGCCAUGAUGGCGACGGCGCUGCCACCACAGACUGCGUACGGCACACAACCCCAGCACCCGGGGGGGACGUUUGCUGUCCCGGGCCGCUUAGAUGUCAUGUCAGGAGGCACCGCAUCGGGAGCUGCGGGGCCCGUCACAUCCCCGGCGGCCAUUCCAGGUAGCAAUGCUGCCGCUGCCGCCGCGGCUGCUGCUGCUGCUGCUGUGGCGACGGGGGCCGCGGCCGGCGGCGGCGCGAAGCGCAUUCCCGAAUGGCUCCGCGAGGAGAUGCUGAAGCGGCAAAUGGCGGCCACGGCCACGGCGGCGGCGGCAGCAGCAGCACCACCACCAGUAGCACCAGUAGCACCGGCACGGUGUUGUUUAGCCGUACAGCCAGGCGCUGCCAAACUUGUUAGACCACACGGCUACGGUGCUCUGUCAGUCAACACCAAUUCUUGUGACGCGCUAGCUGCCGCACGCAUUUUGUUACGUGUUUCUGGUGGUUCCUCCGAAUGUGGUGAUGUGGCAGGGGAUUCUAAAAAGCGCGACGAAGAUGAGGGUGAUGAUGAUGAUGAUGAUGAUGAUGAUGAUGAGCGGGAUGGUGAUGACGGUGGCCGUGGCGGCAAGAAGGCGGUCAGCAAGCCGCGCCGCUUCACGGAGGCGCCCGUGGAUGCCCGAGUCGGCGGAGACGAUGGCGCAAGUGGUCGGUGGGGCGCUAAGGCCCCCGCACAUCCACGCAAGGAAAUGCUGACUGACGAGUCGGAGGAGUCAGAUGACGAGGAGGAGGCCCGCAUGCGUCAGGAGGUGGUCAACCGGGAGAUCAAACUCAACCUGACGCAAAUCCUUGUGGAGGUGACGGACGCGCUGUUUGUCGUGUUCGCACGUCUCAAAUGCCCGAAUGCCAAUCAACCAAGCCUUGCGCCGCCCGAGGAGGUCGCCCGGGAGGUGUACUCGGAAACCAUCUCCUCACGCAAGUCCAAGUCCGCCCAGCUGGGUGCCGUCAAGCUGGACGCGCAGGGUGCGGCGGCGCUUGGUGCCGUACUCGGCAGCGGCGGCGAUGAUGACGAUGACGAGGGCGGCGGCGCCGGCGCCGGCCUGUUGGGCCUCGGCUACGGCUCUGACGAGGAAGCGAAUGACGACCGGCCCGUCACGACAACCCCCGCGGGUAACGCCCUGACGGGGGCGACGGCGGCCGUGAAGGAGGACGACGGGGAGGACGGCGAGCGGGUGCAGGAUGGAGCGGGUGGGGGUGCGGGCGUCAGUGCGGAGAGCGGGAGGGAGGUCAAGGAGGAGGACGGAGCUGUCAAGGACCGGGACGCGGAAAUAAGCGGUGCUGCCGGUAGUCGUGAGUUGCAGCAAGCGCCUAAGGAGGGGAGCGAAGGGGCAGAGCAGCAGGUGAGUGUGUGGCUGUUGCGCGAUGAUGGUUCCCGGCUGCCGGCCAAGGUGAUUGCGGUGCUGCCGGCCUCAGCUCUAGGCGAUGCUGUGCGGUACAGCCUGGUGGCCGAGGGCCGCAAAGUGACGGCGACGGAGGACCAGCUGGCGGCUCAGCAGGACAGGGGCCCGCAGGGGCCCGCCGAUUCCGGGCCGCAGCUGCCGCAGCAAAAUGGGGCUGCGGGGCCUGACGCGGCCCCGCCGGAACCUGGGACGACGGCGGCGGCGGCAUCAGCUGUUUUGGAAAGGCCGGCGGCCGCCGGUGGUGGCGCCGCAGCCGGAGCCGCAGCAGACCGUCGUCGAGACCGCUCCCCCUCGCGGUCACCUGCACGCAAUCGGGAUCGAACCCGGGAUCGCGAGGGCGGAAAAGACAGAGACCGCGAUAGGGCCCGGGAGCGCGACACCAAGCGCCGCAGCCGGAGCCCAAGUCGCGACCGACGACGACGAUCUCGGAGCCGGGACAACCGCCGUGACAACCGCCUGGACUCCAGGCGCUCCUCUCGUAGCCCAUCAGGUCGCGAGCGGAGUUUGGAGCGGCAUGGUGGCGGUCGGACGCCGCGUGCUGCCGAUGGUGGCAAGGCGAAGAGGGAUAAAGACAAGGACGGGAACCGGGGUCGUGAUCAGCAGCGGGGGCGAGAACAGGAGCGAGAUGGGAGGCGGGAACGAGGGGGCCGGGAUGACACCGUGUUGACGAAGGGUCGCGAUAAAAGGGAUGACCGAGAUCGUCAUCAGGAUGGGGACCAUCCGGGUCGGGAUAAGGGCCCUCGUGAUGGUAAGGCCCGUAGUGGUGGUGGUGGUGGUGGUGGUGGCAGUGGCAAAGAUGCAGAAGGCAGCAAGCAGCAAGGCAAGGACAAGGGCCGGGACCGGAAUACGGAGUCGGAACGCGGUGGUGAGCGGGACCGAGCCAAGGACAAGACUAAGAAUCGUGACAACAAGGAAACAGGGCGGCGAGAGAAGGGCAAGGAGAAGCGCCGGCGUGCGAGUUCUUCCUCGUCUUCGUCUUCGUCCUCCUCCUCGGAAAGUGGCAGUGAAUCGGAUAUGGAUUUUGGUACCCGCGAAAGUGACUUGUCUGGUGCCCCAGGUCGGUCUAAACGGAGCGGCGACAGGCGUAAGAGCAGCGGCAGCGCCAAACACAAGAAGAGCCGCAAGUAG